AUGGCAGACACCGCGGUCCCCCCACCAGCUGAAGCGAUGUCAAUCGCCUCCCCCAUCAACUUGAUUCUUCUCUCCCUCUUUGUGGUGCUUGUCUACAUGCAGCUCCGCCCCAAGGCCCCCGCUACUCUUCCUGAAGGCCCGCCCCCAGUCGUCUUCCGCACAUUUACUCCCUCGACCCUGCUCCCCUUUAACGGCAUCAACGAUGCUCCCGUCUACCUUGCUGUGCGCGGACGUGUUUUCGAUGUAUCCCCGGGCAGGAACUUCUACGGACCGGGCGGACCAUACGAGAACUUUGCCGGCCGUGACGCAUCCCGUGGACUAGCCUUCCAGAGCUUCGACGAGGAGAUGCUCACCAAGGAUCUCAAGGGCCCCUUGGACGACCUGAAGGACCUCGACGCCGACCAGCUGGAGAACCUCCAAUCUUGGGAGGAGCGUUUCUCGGAGAAGUACCUCGUCGUGGGUAAAUUGGUUGCAGAGGGUGACCCAGAAGCGCCCAAAGCUUAA
Aspergillus wentii DTO 134E9 is the source of this 504-nucleotide messenger RNA. RefSeq names its product cytochrome b5-like heme/steroid binding domain-containing protein. Lineage: Eukaryota; Fungi; Ascomycota; Eurotiomycetes; Eurotiales; Aspergillaceae. The coding region runs from base 1 to 504 and encodes 167 amino acids. Gene Ontology annotation, cellular component: membrane; endomembrane system. The transcript is spliced from 4 exons. The record is from RefSeq and is a predicted model, not a curated record.